AUGCCAGCCGAAAGGCACGAAAGCGAUGUGUCCAAUUUGGUUACCUGGGAUAAUGAUCAAGAUCCGGCAAACCCCCAAAAUUGGAGCAAUGCGAAGAAAACCCUUGUUAUCAUCAUGAUUUCUCUUCUCGCGAGUAUUUCUCCGCUAGCAUCCACCAUGACAGCGCCAGCACUAGCCGACAUCGGAUACGACCUCAAGAUCGAAUCUCUCUCUGAGAGACAGUUUACGUUAUCUAUCUUUGCUCUGGGCUAUGCCGUAGGCCCACUUUUUCUCUCGCCGUUUUCAGAACGCUAUGGGCGAGUCUGGGUGGCCCAGCUCAGUAACUUGUGGUUCUUGAUCUUCAAUACGGUGUGCGGAUUCUCCAAAUCAAGCUCCCAGCUACUCGUCUUUCGCUUCCUAGCUGGGCUAGGGAGCUCUACUACAGCAAGUAUUGGAGCCGGGGUUCUCGCCGAUUGUUACCAGUCAGACAAUCUAGGAACAGCUGCCGCCAUAUAUUCCGCGCUGCCUAUAUUAGGCCCGGUAAUUGGGCCAAUAAUCGGUGGCUUUCUGACACAACAUACAACAUGGCGAUGGAUCUUUUAUGCAGUCUCUAUCUGGGAUGCGGUGGUACAACUAGUUACCUGUUUCCUUCUGCGGGAAUCUUACGCACCGUUAAUUUUACAACGAAAACUACAAAGGCUUCAGCGAGCGGGAGACACGCGGGAGCUUUAUGUUACUCACCAAUUCAAUCAUUCCGUGCGCGAUACGCUGCAGCGAUCUGUUGUGCGACCCUUGCGUCUUCUUGGGACCCAACUGCUUAUUCAGACCCUGGCACUGUAUUUAGGAUUCUUGAAUGGAGUGUCCUAUAUAGUUGAGACUACUUUCCCAACACUAUGGACGACUAAAUAUCGGCAAUCUGAAUCCUUGGGAAGUCUGAACUACAUUGCUCUGGGUAUCGGCGCUGUUGCUGGGGCACAGAUUUGCUCUUACGCCAAUGACAAAAUCUACCAAAGACUGUCUGCGCGGAAUGGGGGUGUGGGCUCUCCGGAUUUCAGACUGCCUACCAUGUUAUUGGGAGCGAUAUUAGUUCCAAUUGGCAUGUUCUGGUAUGGAUGGUCAGCUGAACAGACGCUUCCCUGGAUUAUGCCGGAUCUCGGUUGCGCGGUCUUCUACGCAGGGUUCCUCAUGGGCAUUAUCAAUGUUCACAUGUACGUGAUAGACUUUUACGGGGAAAAUUCGGCAUCCGCUAUGGCUGCUGUGUCUUUAAUACAAUCCUUGUUCGGUGGUGUGUUCCCACUCUUCGGAGGAAAUCUUUAUGAUGUGCUGGGAUACGGCUGGGGUAAUAGUUUGAUUGGUUUUGUUAGUCUAGGGCUGGGUAUUCCUUUUCUUGCUUCACUUUGGAGAUUCGGAGGUCAUAUUAGAGAUCGGAGCACUUAUGCCAAAAGGGGUCAGAUGGAUUGA
This is a messenger RNA of Penicillium odoratum, 1440 nucleotides long. RefSeq names its product MFS transporter. The transcript is spliced from 2 exons. The coding region runs from base 1 to 1440 and encodes 479 amino acids. The record is from RefSeq and is a predicted model, not a curated record. Gene Ontology annotation, biological process: transmembrane transport. NCBI's taxonomy places the organism in Eukaryota, Fungi, Ascomycota, Eurotiomycetes, Eurotiales, Aspergillaceae. Gene Ontology annotation, molecular function: transmembrane transporter activity.